AGAAUUUGUUUUGUUUUCACGGCGUCUUUACAAACUUUUUAGAAUAUAAUCAGAAUAAAAAAAUAAAUAGCUUGUGUGUUACAGUGCAAAUAGCUUUAAAUGUUUAUAUUUACCAUUAAUUAGCUAAUUAAAGUGUUUUAAAUCGAGCGUCAAAAAUAAAAAUAAACAUCGAAAUGACUUGACUGGAUUAUGUCUGCACGUAAUUAUUCAUGUAGUCGUGAAAGGAACGUAGGAAAAUUGUUAGAUUGUUUGCCGAUUAUAAAUUCUAAUAGGUUCAACUACCGCCCUUCUCAAGAAUUGCCGCCGUUAUCAGCUAGGACCUCGAGUAUUUUGAACAGGAAUUUAAAUUAUUCUUUUGAUUAUAAUGGAUUUGAUAUUGGUGAACGGGCUGGUACACCAUUUUCUGAUUUCUUCACGGAGAGUGAGACAGACACACCAGACAUUCUAAGUGAGGAAAGUGACAGCAGCUCUGGAUCAGCCCUGAGAAGAAAUACUGCUGAAGCCACAAAGACAUUAGCAGAAGAGUGGGAGAGAAUAGAAACAACUUUGUAUGAUGAAGAGGGUCCAAAAUCCAAUAGGCCUGAAGUGAUUGAAGAGUGUAAACAGUGGAGACAACUACAUCCACAUUUUAGGGUCAUAGGCAGAGCUAUAACGUUACCAGAAAAACGACUAUCAUACAGACAGAUUGAACACGAAGAAGUUAUUGCGAUACAUUAUAAUGAUUAUGAACAGUUUAGCGAAAGGGAAGAAAGGUUAUCACAAAGCAGUACAGACGUGACACCACAAAACUCACCACGAGUUUCUGUUGUGGAUAUUAAUGAACCCAGACUGACAAGAGAAAAAUUGUCUUAUAAUCAAUCCAAUAAUGACGACAAUGACAUGCCUGAUGCGUUUAGUUCGCUUCUUCAAAUCACACCAAUACAUAUUAAAAGUCCCAUACACAAGAAACGUACGAACGUGUCAAUUUUACGAUCAGACGCUGCUUCUUCAAAAUGGAUGAGAAAUACCAGGCCUGAUUCUUCAACCAAUGCUGGAAGAAGUAGUGCGAAAUCAUUUGCGUCAUUAGACACAAGGAAUAUAGGUAAUUCGGUACUGAGUGCGUCUGAUCGUAGUAAAUUAUUAAAUGGUAGAAUUGUGACAGGGCGAUAUAGAGAUUCAACGAAAUUAGAGCCAUUAUGUUCCCCUUAUUUACCUCAGAAUGAUGUCAUAAAGCACCAGAACGCAUAUAAUUAUGGUAUAAGAAAGGUGUCACUACCUCCCUUGUUGUUAGAGGAUGAAAAGAAAAAAGCUAAUAUGUCUGGAUCUGGCAAAAGACGUAACAUAAAGAGUAGAAAAAGUAGUAAAUGUGCUCAUCAAUUAGAUAAACUCAAAAACAGUAAUUGAUAUCUCACAUAAUAUUAUUUCAUAUUUCACUGAGUACCUGUACAACUUCACAGCAGAAGUUUUGAAUUGGAUCUAUAAAAGUUAAACUUCAAUUUUGUAAUUUACCAUAGUUAUCUGUGAAUUACCUAUACAUAUUUUUUGUUUAUUAUACAAUGUAUUGACUCUGUUUUGAUGUAUAAUAUGCCUGUCUGCAACCAUUUUGAUGUAAGAUUAUUCAUUCAAUAAUUGAUGUCAACAUAUUAUCAGAAUUUAUCAUUUAAAAUAUAUUAAUAGCAGUACUGUUCUCUUAAUAUACUUAUUGAUGGGUAUAAUUUACUGUUUUUAAAAUAUGUAUAAAGUAGGGACUUUGAAUCGUGAAAGAUUACAGUGAUUAAAACCGAUUUGUGACGAAACUAACAGCGUUGUUGAUCAUCACAGGAUCAAAAAGGCUUUGUUCAGGAUCAAAAACAAGUCAGUCGUUAGCUCUCAUGUAUUAGCAGAAGAGUUUUGUAGUAGAUGUUUGUAUUGGAUCACUACGUCGAUGACCUUGACUUGUGAAUUGUUGUCUAUAGUGAAGUUUCCGCUAUCCUGCAUAUUGUCAGCAAAUAGAACAGCAACUGGAUCAUAUAAUCGUCUGCCCAAUUAAAACAGUAAUAUUGAAAUUACUAAAAUUACGUAGAUCUAAAAAAAAUAUAAAAAAAAUAAUGAAUAAUUAUUCCACUAAAAUACUAUUUAGUUGUGCUGUAUGCGUUCCUACUGUAGCCAUCGUAUUGUGAUGAUAUUUUUUAUAUUUGCGGGACGCAGGUCAAUGCCGAUCAUAGAUAAUAACAUUAAUAUAUACCGAUCAUUGCUGCGAAUCUUAGGACGCUUGUGUCCAGCACUAGAGGUCGACAAGGUGAUGAUGAUUAUUAAAAAAAACUUUUUAAACAUUUCAAAACCCUCGUGUUUAAGCCAAUAUUUAAAUUUUAAAAUAAUUUAAAUGAUAGAAAUCGCAUUGCAUAUUUUUCUUUUAGUCUGUAAUUAUUCGCCAUCUGUCAAUGCGAGGUGGAUGUUUUAAUAUUAUGAAUAUAUUGGUUGGUGAUCUUUAAAAUGUCACGUACAUAGCUUCUAAGUUAAAUGGUGCACUGCUGUGAUUACAUAUUAUAAAAUUUGUGUGUGUUUAUUUAUUGUUAUAGUGUGAUUAUGUGGAUAUGAAUUAUGAAUGUGUAAAAU
Molecule: messenger RNA, 2574 nt
Organism: Bombyx mandarina (wild silkworm)
Lineage: Eukaryota; Metazoa; Arthropoda; Insecta; Lepidoptera; Bombycidae
Source: RefSeq, a predicted model, not a curated record